AUGUACUCAGCCAAGCAAGUCGCUCUGGCUGCCCUCGUGGCCGGUGCCCAGGCCGCCGUCGAGCCCAUCGUCGCAAAGGGCCAGCACUUCUUCUACAAGAACGGCACCCAGUUCUACAUCAAGGGUGUUGCGUACCAGCAGGACACUGGCUCUUCAGAGGCCGCCAAGCGCUCCACCUCGAGCUCUGACUACAUCGACCCCCUGUCCGACGAGACCCUCUGCAAGCGAGAUGUCCCCGUCUUGGCUGCUGCCGGCACCAACGUGAUCCGCACCUACGCCAUCGACCCCACCGCCGACCACGACGCCUGCAUGACGCUGCUCGCCGACGCCGGCAUCUACGUCAUCUCCGACCUGUCCUCGCCCGACGAGGCCAUCAUCCGUAGCGACCCCGAGUGGAGCACCGCUCUGUACAGCCGCUACACCUCGGUCGUUGACGCCCUGGCCAAGUACGACAACACCAUCGGCUUCUUCGCCGGUAACGAGGUCUCCAACAACAAGAGCAACACCGAUGCCUCGGCUUUCGUCAAGGCUGCCGUUCGUGACACCAAGGCCUACAUCAACUCGACCCAGGACCGCUGGCUCGGUGUUGGUUACGCCGCCAACGACGAUGCCACCAUCCGCAACAACAUGGCCGAGUACUUCAACUGCGGUGAGAGCUCCGAGUCCAUCGACUUCUGGGGCUACAACAUCUACGAGUGGUGCGGUGACAGCACCUUUGAGAAGUCCGGCUACUCCGAGGUCGUCUCCUUCUUCUCCAACUACUCCAUCCCCGUCUUCUUCGCCGAGUACGGUUGCAACACCGUCGAUGGCGGUGCUGGCCGUACCUUCCAGGAGACCACUGAGCUUUACUCUGAUGACAUGACUGAGGUCAUUGCCGGCGGUAUCGUCUACAUGUACUUCGAGGAGGCCAAUGACUAUGGUCUGGUCAGCGUUGUCGACAGCUCUAGCGUCAAGGAAUUCAAGGCCUACUCUUCCCUGAGCUCCCGCAUCGCCGCUGCCACCCCCAGCUCCGUCUCCAUGGAUGCCUACAGCCCCACCAACUCGGCCGCUGCUUGCCCUGCUAUCGGUGCUUCUUGGGCUGCCGCCUCUGCUCUGCCCCCGACUCCCGACUCUGAUCUCUGCGAGUGCAUGUUCAACUCCAUCUCCUGCGCCCCUGCCUCCAGCCUGGACACGGACGACUACGGUGAGGUCUUCAGCUACAUUUGUGGUGCGGACCCUGACUCGUGCGCUGGUGUGAACGGCAACGCCACCACCGGUGUCUUCGGCGCCUACUCCAUGUGCAACUCCACCCAGAAGCUCGGAUACGUCCUCGACACCUACUACAAGGCCCAGAAGUCUGCUUCUGACGCCUGCGAUUUCGAUGGUAAGGCUGUUACCCAGUCCGGCGCCUCUGCCACCGGAGACUGCAAGUCCAAGCUCGCCAGCGCCAGCUCCGCCAACGCCGUUGCUGCCACCGCCACCGCCGGUACCGGCUCCUCCAGCUCCUCCAAGUCCUCCAGCAGCUCCUCCAGCAGCUCCCUGGCCACCCCUCUGCACAUGAAGAGCUUCUUCAGCAUCGGUGACAUGGCUGUUGGUCUGUGGGCUGUCAUGGCCAUGGGUGCCGGUGCUGCCGUCUUUGCUCUGUAA
Messenger RNA from Diaporthe amygdali, 1626 nucleotides. RefSeq lists its product as uncharacterized. The record is from RefSeq and is a predicted model, not a curated record. Lineage: Eukaryota; Fungi; Ascomycota; Sordariomycetes; Diaporthales; Diaporthaceae. Gene Ontology annotation, biological process: fungal-type cell wall (1->3)-beta-D-glucan biosynthetic process. The transcript is spliced from 2 exons. Gene Ontology annotation, cellular component: cytoplasm; fungal-type cell wall. Gene Ontology annotation, molecular function: 1,3-beta-glucanosyltransferase activity. Bases 1 to 1626 code for a protein of 541 amino acids.